Humulus lupulus (European hop) is the source of this 1800-nucleotide messenger RNA. RefSeq lists its product as uncharacterized. Lineage: Eukaryota; Viridiplantae; Streptophyta; Magnoliopsida; Rosales; Cannabaceae. Bases 1 to 1800 code for a protein of 599 amino acids. The transcript is spliced from 3 exons. The record is from RefSeq and is a predicted model, not a curated record.
AUGGGUAGGAGUUGGAUGGCAAAAGAUAGGUUAUCAAAAGAAUAUGAAGAUGGAGUUGAGAGUUUUAUUGAAAUAGCCUUGAAAAAUACAGUGGAUCCUAAUAGAGUUCAUUGUCCAUGUCAAAAGUGUUCUAACUUGAAAAAAUUGGAUAUAAAGGAAAUAAAAAACCAUUUGUAUUUCAAUGGAAUAGACAAAACUUAUGUUAAGUGGAUAUGGCAUGGAGAACAAGUUGAGUCUACUUCCAAAGUACACAAUGAAAAUAAAAAAUUUGCUCAAGUGUUUGAUGACCCUAUAGAGAUGGUGAGAGAUGCAGAUGAUCGAUUUGUGGAUAGGCCAGAAGAAUUUGUAAAGUUCUUAGGGGAUGCAGAGAAACCAAUUUUUCCAAGGUCGCCUAUGUCAAAGUUGGUUGUUUUGGUAAAAUUAUACAAUUUAAAAGCUGGUAGUGGUUGGAGUGACAUAAGUUUCACAAGGUUGCUUGAUUUGAUGAAGGAGAUUUUACCAAAAGACAAUGAGAUGCCUUCUUCCUUUUAUGAGGAGAAAAAAACUUUCUGCACUUUAGGAAUGGAUUAUAAAAAGAUACAUGCCUGUCCAAAUGAUUGUGUUUUAUACCGCAACAAUUUAGAAAAUGCAACCGAGUGCCCUACGUGCAAGACAUCGAGAUGGAAGAGAGGUAAAGAAGGAAAAGAAGGUAAGAAAGGGAUUCCAGCUAAAGUAUUAUGGUAUUUGCCACCGAUACCAAGAUUUAUACGUUUGUUUCGGAAUCCAGAACAUGCUAAAAAUUUAAUAUGGCAUGAGGAUGGAAGGAUCAAAGAUGAUAAACUACGACAUCCAACAGAUUCAUUAGCUUGGAAAACUAUCGAUGAGAAAUGGCCUGUAAUAAAAAAGGAUCCUAGGAAUCUUCUACUUGGUCUUUCAGCUGAUGGCAUCAAUCCAUUUAGCAAUAUGAGCUCGUCUUACAGUUGUUGGCCAGUGAUAUUAUGUAUUUACAACCUCCCUCCUCACCUUUGCAUGAAAAGAAGAUUCACAAUGCUGACUUUGUUAAUUUCAGGAAGUAAACAACCUGGAAAUGAUAUAGACGUCUAUUUUGCACCGUUGAUAGAUGAUUUAAAGUUGUUGUGGGAUGGAGUGGAUUGUUAUAAUUCUUUUAAUAAAGAAAGUUUUAUACUGAGAGGGUUACUUUUAUGGACAAUUAAUGAUUUUCCAGCUUAUGGAAACUUGUCAGGGUGUUAUGUUAAGGGUUAUAAAGGAUGUCCAAUAUGCGGGGAACAAAUAAGUGCAACAAGAUUGAAGUUUUGUAAAAAGACUUGUUACAUAAGGCAUAGAAGGUUUCUACCUGCAGAGCAUUAUCUUCGUAAUCAAAUGAAAGCCUUUAAUGGUAAGCAAGAACUACGAGGACCUCCACCAAUAAUGACUGGUGAAGAGAUUUAUGAAGAGAUUCAUUUGAUAAAUAAUAGAUUCGGAAAACCAGUCACAAAUACCGAAGAAUGUGAAGACAUUGAAAGUAGGGUCAAAUCAAAGGGUAAAAGUAAGAUGAUUAGACACAAUCUCGAUGUCAUGCAUAUUGAGAAAAACAUAUGUGAUAGUUUGAUAGGAACUUUACUCAAUAUUACUGGAAAAACUAAAGAUAGUAUAUCUGCUCGUCGUGAUCUCGUUCUUAUGUCUGAAUCGAAAAAAGAGCUGGCUCCUAAAGUAGAAGAGAAUCGAACAUAUUUACCUCCAGCUUGUUACACAUUAAAAAAAGAUGAGAAACACAAAUUUUGUGAAACAUUGGCAAAGAUUAAGCUAUUCGAGGCUUAUUAG